This is a messenger RNA of Sesamum indicum (sesame), 1027 nucleotides long. Its product is annotated as auxin-responsive protein SAUR50. Gene Ontology annotation, biological process: response to auxin. The record is from RefSeq and is a predicted model, not a curated record. Lineage: Eukaryota; Viridiplantae; Streptophyta; Magnoliopsida; Lamiales; Pedaliaceae.
AAAGAAUAAUAUAAAAUAAAAUUUACAACAAAAAAUUCAAUUGGAUUGAAAAGUAUGUUAUAGAGAUGAGGAAAUAGUGAGUAAUUUUUUAUGAUAGAGCAACUGUAAGUUUGAAUACAAGUAGAUGUAGAAAGGGUCCAUAUUGUCAUUAGGAGGGCCAACAUGGAAAACUGCUCCCAAUGGGUUCCGACCCCACAUUGUCCUUUCAUACUAUCCCAACAGCCCAAAUACCUCUGCUCCCACACCCCACAUGAACCCCUUCCCCCAAUCCUCUUAAAUAAAUACCCUCACUCACUCAACUCCACCCAAGCAAUUCAUCAAACACAUUCCUUUCCUUCAUUCUUCAUCUUCAUCUCCUCUCCCAAAAACCUCAAGAAAAAAUGGCAAUCAAGAAAUCAAACAAACUGCCUCAAGCAGCAGCCCUGAAGCAAAUCCUGAAAAGGUGUUCGAGUUUGGGGAAGAAAUACGAUGAAGAUGGGCUCCCAGUCGACGUCCCCAAAGGACACUUCGCAGUCUACGUCGGCGAAAAUCGAAGCAGAUACAUCGUCCCCAUUUCGUUCCUGACCCACCCAGAGUUCCAGUGUCUGCUCAGGCGCGCCGAGGAAGAGUUCGGAUUCGACCAUGAAAUGGGACUCACUAUCCCUUGUGAAGAAGUCGUGUUUCGCUCCCUAACUUCAAUGCUCAGAUGAUGAAGAAGCAUGGAAAAAAAUUGGGAAAAUCGUGAAAGCAUUUUUGGAGAGAGAUGGUCAAGAUGAGAGCAGUAUUUUCGACUGCUUUUCAAUCUUUUUUCAACAUCUUUCUUCACUUUUUUUUUUUUUUUUUCAAAUUUUUUAUUUUUGGGGGGAUUUGAGCUUUAAUCCCAUGUUUUUGGGGUGAUUGUAUUUGACCCUGACCCGAGACCCGUGAACUAACUCAUGGGUUGAAUUUGUAUAAAAACGGUCUGUAAUUUUCCUGGCAGAGGUGGUGUGUUUGUCUACACCCUGCUAGAGAAUUUUUAACGUUAUUUACCAACAAUUUAACCUCCUAA